AUGGGGCAAUUGACUCAACUGACAGUUGGUCAUCAGUGGUUAGGAACAAAUUUGGGUUAUAAGCCUACCAGUAGUUGGGCAAUAGACCCGUUUGGAUUAUCACCAACUAUGCCUUAUUUAUAUAAAAAGUCAGGAUUGCAAAAUGCUCUUAUUCAGCGUGUGCAUUAUGCGGUAAAAAAACGUUUGGCCCAAGAUAAGAAUCUUGAAUUCAGAUGGCGCCAAUUGUGGGAUACCAUUGGAUUGUCUGAGAUAUUGACACAUAUGAUUCCAUUCCCUGGUUAUGGUAUACAAUAUAGUUGUGGUCCAGAUCCUUACAUUUGUUACCAAUUCGAUUUCCGUAGAGUGUGGAGUUGGAAUCCUUUCGCAAGAAAAUAUAUACCUGAAGAAAUAACAACAGAAAAUUUAGUGGAACGAGCAACAACGUUAUUGGAUCAAUAUCGAAAGAAAGCACAACUUUAUAGAUCAAAUGUUCUUUUAGUGCCACUGGGAGAUGAUUUUCGUUACACCACAAGUGAUGAGUGGGAUUCCCAGUAUAAUAAUUACCAAAGGUUAUUCGACUACAUGAAUGAAAAUAAACUAUUUCAUGUUGAUGUCAAAUUUGGCACACUGACUGAAUAUUUUAAUUUACUUAGAAAUGAUCUAGAUAUAGAUCAACUGCCUAGCUUGUCUGGUGAUUUUUUUACUUACGCUGAUAAAGACGAGGAUUACUGGAGUGGAUAUUAUACAUCACGUCCUUUUCACAAGCGACUUGAUCGUGUUUUAAUAGAUGCUUUGCAUGGUGCUGAAGUAAUAUCAUCAAUAGCAUGGGCAUCUGGUUUCCAUUAUUUACAUCAUGACGGUAUCACUGGUACAGCAAGAGAUAAUGUUGUGAAAGAUUAUGCUGAAAAAAUGAUUGCCGCUUUAACUAAUUUGGCCCACGUCACCCAACAAUCAGCAGUUCAUUUAUUGCGAACUGGUGAGGACUUAAUUUUGGAACCAGAAUCAGUUUAUUUGACUCUAGAUCAGAUUCGUUCUCAUCACACUAGUAUUGAUGACAAACAGGUACUAUCAUUUAGCGAUAAUGACAAUUUCAAAAGGGUUGUUAUUUAUAAUUCCUUGCCUCGAAAGCGAGAAAGAGUUCAAACAUUAUUCGUAUCAACGCCUUUUGUGAAAGUUACUGAUAGUUAUGGUGAGCCAAUACAGAGUCAAAUAUCACCAAUUUGGACUGAAUCAGCUACUUUUUCAGAUGAACAUUAUGAAUUAUCAUUCGUCGUUACCGUAGCCGGUUUUGGGCUCAAUACAUACUUGAUUCACUCAGUUAAAAGUGAUGAUAAAUUAUCGUCACGUGUUAAUAUUGCGAACAUAACUCUACUCAAUGCAAAAAAUCAACCAUAUAGCGUACCAGGAUUUGAAAAUAUUCAAAUCGUUUCGUCCCCGCAGGAAUUCUCGAUUAGACAACGUCCAGAAAUUUCUGCUCAUUUCUCGAAAUCUGGACUACUGAAAUCGUUGCAAACUGGAGACACUACAGCUUCAGUCGACAUGGAAUUUGUUACAUAUGAGACUGAUAGUGGUGGUACGUACUUAUUUAUUCCAAAUAAACCAGAUCCUGAUCCAAUUUACACGACAGACGACCACAUUAUUCAUUUAGUCACCGGACCGAUCUUAUCGCGAGUAUUUAUACAAUUACCACAGGUCAAACAAACUUAUACGUUAUUUAAUUCACUUGGAAGCGAUGGUUUGGGACUUCAUGUUUCAAAUUUAUUUGAUAUUACGGAAACUAAUAACUUUUAA
Messenger RNA from Cotesia congregata, 1770 nucleotides. The record is from the annotation of a GenBank genome assembly. NCBI's taxonomy places the organism in Eukaryota, Metazoa, Arthropoda, Insecta, Hymenoptera, Braconidae.